Paramisgurnus dabryanus is the source of this 2309-nucleotide messenger RNA. The record is from RefSeq and is a predicted model, not a curated record. Lineage: Eukaryota; Metazoa; Chordata; Actinopteri; Cypriniformes; Cobitidae.
CAACACCGCUCCUGACUUCUCCAGUUUUAGCACCAUCCUCUGUGCAGGCAGGAAUGCAGGUUCGAGCAUCAGUAGCUGUAGCACCAUCUCAUUACCAGCCUUCAUCCCCAGCCCAGACCACAACUGCAGCACCAUCUCAUCUCCAGCCAUCAGCAUCAGUUGUAGCACCAUCUUUUCUCCAGCCAUCAUCACCAGCCCAGACCACAACUUUAGCACCAUCUCAUCUCCAGCAAGCAGCAACAAUUGUAGCACCAUCCCUUCUCCAGCCAUCAUCACCAGCCCAGACCACAACUUUAGCACCAUCUCAUCUCCAGCAAGCAGCAACAAUUGUAGCACCAUCCCUUCUCCAGCCAUCAUCACCAGCCCAGACCACAACUUUAGCACCAUCUCAUCUCCAGCAAGCAGCAACAAUUGUAGCACCAUCCCUUCUCCAGCCAUCAUCACCAGCCCAGACCACAACUUUAGCACCAUCUCAUCUCCAGCAAGCAGCAACAAUUGUAGCACCAUCCCUUCUCCAGCCAUCAUCACCAGCCCAGACCACAACUUUAGCACCAUCUCAUCUCCAGCAAGCAGCAACUAUUGUAGCACCAUCUCAUCUCCAUCCAUCAUCACCAGACCAGACCACAACUGUAGCACCAUCUCAUUUCCAGGCAACAGUUGUAGCACCAUCUCAUCUCCAGCCAUCAUCACCAGACCAGAUAUCUGCUAUGGACAAUGAUGAUCCUGUGUUGCAUGAAUGGAUCAAUGCAGGAACUCCAGAUGUGUAUUACAGAAUAAUCCAACCAGCAACUGAUGACUUAAGCACAGAAGUUCUGAUUGGAGAAAACCUCAUGGUUCUGUCAGAUGCUGAAGAAGAAGUUAUGUUGCGCUCUCCCAGUAAAACCAACACAGAAGAUAAUGCAGAAGACUUGGCUGAAAUUCUGACAUCAUUCCAGAAAGAAAACCUUGACACACAAGACCAUGCCAUUGUUGUUGCAAGGCGGUCAAAAAUUCUCCAAAGCGCCUGUCAAGCAUUGUCAAAGAGCUACUUUGCAUGGCACAGAACUCCACGAAUUGAGUUUGUUGGAGAGUCUGCUGAAGAUUUUGGUGGUCCACAAAGAGAGUUUUUAAGGCUCUUAAUGAUAGAUGUACAGUCAGCACUUGGAAUUUUUGAAGGAAAACAAGGCCAGGUUUUUUUCGCCUACAAUCAGACAGCUUUAGAACAGAACCGAUUUUACACUGGUGGGAAACUCAUUGCAUGGUCAAUAAUUCAUGGAGGUCCAGGGAUUAAGGCCCUUCAUUCUGCUUUAUAUUUGCUGAUGUGUGGACAGGAAGGGCAAUUGGACAAGUUUGAUUUUCAAGACUUGCCUGAUAAUGAAGUGCACUUUAAGAUGCAGCAGAUCCUUCAGUGCACAAGUGUGAGUGACCUCAUUUCACUGAAGGCCAAUCUUGGUGACUGGAUUGCAGAUUGUGGGGUACCCUGGAUCUACAAUGCUGGCCUUUCUGACAUGCUUAGAGUUUACAGCCUUGUGAUUAAACACUUCAUUUAUCUAAGGCCUGCCAGCAUGAUUUCACAGUUCAAAGCAGGGGUCAAUUCGUGUGGGUUACUUUGGCAGAUAGUGGAAAACAACUGGAAGGUCUGCAAGCCUCUUUUUACAAAUACACAGAAGCCAUUGUCAAGAAGUGAGUUUAGAGACCUUUUUGUUGUGAACUGGAGUCAGGAAGGUAGUAACAGAAGAGAGGCUGAAGAAGAGACCAUCUUUUCCUGGGAAUGUUUGCUCAACAGCAUCCAAGAAAAAGCAUCUCCUUUGACUUUUGAGGAUCUUUUGACAUUCCUGUCUGGUGCUGAUUGUCUGCCUCCCCUGGGUUUCCACAAGAAAGCCGAGGUCGACUUUUAUACACAAGACAAUGGAAGUCGAAGAAUUCCUUUUGCAUCAACUUGUUCAAUGGUUCUUUUCUUACCAAGAGGUGUACAAGAUGAAACUGAAUUAGAAAAACUUCUAACUGAAGCAGUAAAAGGCUCGGUGGGGUUUGGAAAAAUUUAAAAUUAGUACAGUCAGUGUUGUUAAACUUGCACAUCUUGUUACCAAAAUUUUAUAAACCAAGAUAACACUUUAUAACAUCUAAUUGAAAUGUUUAAUGAUGUGCGAGUUGUUAGUAGUUGUUUUAACAGUUAUUGUUAAGGAAAGCAAAAAAUGCAUGUUUUAAAAGCUCCUUUUGGCUUAAAGUACAAAGCUUAUUUAAAUUGUAAAAAUUUUCAUCAAAGAUGAAUGUUGAAAAACUACAAAGGAUGCACUUUAUAAACAAAUUUAUUUUCCAAAACGGUUGCU